Linum tenue is the source of this 2406-nucleotide messenger RNA. NCBI's taxonomy places the organism in Eukaryota, Viridiplantae, Streptophyta, Magnoliopsida, Malpighiales, Linaceae. The record is from the annotation of a GenBank genome assembly.
AAAAAUUUUCCCUUUUUAACAUUUCCCUUUAUAUAAUUUGUUCUUCAACCUCUCUUCUUGCUCUCCAAUUCUCAAUGGCUUAAAAUAUUUUCAUUUGAUAUAUUUCCUCUUGUCUGGGUUUGGUUUGUAUGUUUUCCUCCUAGAAACUACAAAAACCAGCUAAGCCUAGCUCCACCAGCAACAACAGGGUUCUUUCUUUCCUCUUCUUGUCUGUAUUCUAGCUAACACACACACACUCACUCACUACUGCCCUUGAUAUCCAGUAUUCCUCCCUCUGUUCACUACCUCUUCUCCCUGCUUGUACUCUUCUUUUAACUCUUUCUGCUCACCACUUUCCUUCUGAGCAUCUACUGUACCCUUUUUUUCCCAUUCUCCUUUCUCUCUCUUUCAGGCCCAAACCCUUUUCUUUGUUCUCUAGCUUCUGGGAGAAGCUCUGUGUAGUAGUUCAAGGGUUUUUUUGAGUUUCUGUUUCCAAAAGGAAGGAGAGAAGGAAAGAGGGGAAAAGAAAGCAUUACUGUUUUCUUAGGCCGCAAGAAGAGUUAAAAAAACAGAGGUUAAGGGGGAGAAAGAUGAGUGCUUCCAAGUUCAUUAAAUGUGUUACAGUUGGAGAUGGAGCUGUAGGCAAAACCUGUAUGCUCAUUUGCUAUACCAGCAACAAGUUCCCAACUGAUUAUGUACCCACUGUUUUCGACAACUUCAGUGCCAAUGUGGCGGUGGAUGGAAGUAUUGUCAAUCUGGGUCUUUGGGACACUGCAGGUCAAGAGGACUACAGCAGGCUGAGGCCACUGAGUUACAGAGGUGCUGACAUUUUUGUGCUGGCCUUCUCAUUAAUUAGUAGGGCAAGUUAUGAAAAUGUACUCAAGAAGUGGAUGCCUGAACUUCGCAGGUUCGCACCAAACGUCCCGAUUGUUCUUGUUGGGACAAAACUAGAUCUUCGUGAAGAAAGAGGCUAUCAUGGCGAUCCAAUGAAUUCAAAUAUCAUAACAACUGCUCAGGGUGAGGACCUGAGGAAACAGAUUGGAGCAUCUGCUUACAUUGAAUGUAGCUCCAAGACACAGCAGAAUGUGAAAGCUGUAUUUGAUACUGCAAUUAAGGUUGUUCUUCAACCACCAAGGAGGAAGGAGAUGGCAAGGAAGAGAAGGCAUAGAAGCUCUGGCCGUGCAAUUGCGUGAGUAGAGCUUCUUCUUUUUGGUGUUAUCUGUUCAGAUUCCUUUGCUCACAAUUUCGAUUCAUUUGCUUUUGUUGGUUAGUGUAUUGGAGAAAAGGUUUGUUGGACAUGGAAUGAUCUCAUCCUUGGUCAUCCAUUGCUUUGUUGGCUAGUGAUAUAGGGAGGCAAAAGAUUGAUUGAGACAUAAAACCCAAUGAUUCUUGUCAUUUGAUAUGUUGGUUGGUUAGCUUGGGUGGUGCAAAAAAGAAUAUUACGUUGGCCCAUGCAGGUCUCAAACCUGCGACCUUCGCGUUAUUAGCACGACGCUCUAACCAGCUGAGCUAAUAGGCCAACUUGUUUACUACAAUAUAUCACUUAUUGAUCGUUUUGAACCUUAGAGGAUAAGUGAAAUCAUUCUUAACUAACCUGAGUUUCGGUUUCGUGGAACUUGCAGAAGCAUAAUGUGUGGAGGUUGUGUGGCAUAGGGACGCAACCAGAAAUUGCAUAUGGCCAAGCCUUAGAGCUAAUGUCGAAGUCUCGGAGGCCAGUAGCGCACAAUGUUCAUGUUGUAUUCUUCUUCGUCCUUGUGGUUUAUGUGUGGUUUUGUAGCCUCCUUACAAAGGUGAGAGGAGAGCAAAAAUGGCUUUAGGUGUAUGUGACUGGGAAAUACCAGUGUGAGGGAAUUGUUCAUUCUCUCAAACCACUGCAGUGUUACUUACCAGUUGUUACUUUGUCUAUGUAGAACUUGAGGAGGGAGUUCCUUUUGUAUACCCUGCUGUAUUUGUGUAUGAUGUUGUAAUAGUCCCCUUCUGCUACUUACCUUGCUGUUCCCAGCUUCUUUUGGUUAGUGAAUGAAAUAUGUAUAAGCUCGCGAUUUACGACUACUGUGAUGCUGCGCAGUUGCGAUGCGAGGAAGGCGAAAGGUUAUGAUGUCUUUGCGCCAUACUGCAACCAUUCGUUAACAUGCUGAACAAUCGAGGUGUAGAGUAGAGAUAUGCUUAUGGCUCUACUCGUUCAACAGGAUACACAAAAAACUUACUUCUUUGGAAUGAGAAUUUCGAACACACAGGUGGGAAAUCGAAUGAACUGCAGCUGGUUUUGGAUAAUGGGGUGAAUUCUGAAUUGAAGCCUCAAAUACAAGGUUGGUGGAAGUGAAAUAAAUAGAAGGGACAACUCCUGCCUGUGCCUUUUUCUCUUCCAACUCUUUCUCUAGAGAGCUGACCAGAAGCUGAGAGUGACGUUUGUGGCAAUUGUGAGCG